Messenger RNA from Antechinus flavipes (yellow-footed antechinus), 4929 nucleotides. RefSeq names its product two pore channel protein 2-like. The record is from RefSeq and is a predicted model, not a curated record. Bases 2138 to 4483 code for a protein of 781 amino acids. Gene Ontology annotation, cellular component: membrane. Gene Ontology annotation, biological process: transmembrane transport; monoatomic ion transport. Gene Ontology annotation, molecular function: monoatomic ion channel activity. The transcript is spliced from 19 exons. Lineage: Eukaryota; Metazoa; Chordata; Mammalia; Dasyuromorphia; Dasyuridae.
AGGUGGUACAGUAGUUAGAGGAUUGGACUUGGAAUCAGGAAGACUAAUCCUCCUGAGUUUUGUAAAAUGAACUGGAGAAGGAAAUGGCAAACCACUCCAGUGUCUUUGCUAAGAAGCCAAAUGGAGAGCAAUUGGGAACUAUGCCCAAGGACUAUAAAACCAUGUGUGACUCUUUGAUUACAGUGUCAUUACUGGGUCUGGAUUCCAAAGAGGUCAUAAAAGAAGGGAAAGCACCCACAUGUGCAAAAAUGUUUGUAGUAGUCCUUUUUGUAGUAGCAAGGAACUGGAAAUUUAGUGGAUGUCUUUUAGUUAGGGAAUGGUUGAAUAAGUUAUGGUAUAUGAAUAUUGUUCUAUAAGAAAUGACAAGCAGGCUGAUUUUAGAAAAGCCUGGAAAAACUUAUAUAAACUAAUGCUAAGUGAAGUGAACAAAACCAAGAGGACAUUGUACACAGUAACAACAAGAUUAUGUGAAGAUCAACUGUGAUGGACUUGCCUCUUUUCCAUAAUGAGGUAAUUCGAAGUAAUUCCAGUAGACUUGGGAUAGAAUCAUCUGAAUCUAGAGAGAGACUGAAUGUGGAUCAAAGAAUAGUAUUUUCACCUGUCUUUUUUUUCUUUCUUGUAUUUUUUUUCCUUCUGAUCUGAUUUUUUUUUUUUUUUGGUGCAGUAUGCUGAAUAUGGAAAUAUGUUUAGAAGAACUGCACAUGUUUAACAUAUAUUGGAUUGCUUGCUGUCUAUGGGAGGGAUGGUGUGGAGGGAGGGAGAAAAAUUUGAAACACAAGGUUUUGCAAAGGUGAAUGUUGAAAACUAUCUUUGUAUGUAUUUGGAAAAAUAAAAUGCAACUAAAUUAAAAAAAGAAGAAGAAGAAUCCAAAUGGUGUCAAAAAGAGUUAAGCACAACUGAAUUGCAAAUGAAAUCACUUUGCAAAUUCUUUAAUUGCUCUACAAAUAGUGGCUAAGGCUGCUUGGUUACCUUCAAUACUUUGGAAAAACCUGCUUUUUAUAGCUUCUAGUCUCUCCUAUAUUGAUAGCCAAUCUAAUCCUUGGCCGAGCAUCUCAGGACUUGAUGGAGGGCAAGCAGUCCAUCACUUGACAGCUGAUGUGGUUUGGAACUCUUGACCUGGGGCAGCUUUGGGGAAGGAAUGAUUAUUGUUUUUUCAGAGUCUUAUUAAUCAAUGUGGAUCAUUGGUUCUAAAGCUGAGAUAUAUGAUUUUGUUGUUGUUCCUUUGUUUUUGUCUAAAGGGCACCGAAGAGUGUCCCUAAUGCCAGUAACAAACAGGCAUACCACACCAGGGAACCAAGCACUACUAUUUCACCAGAUAUAACCAUAUAAAAAGUUCCCCAGUUUUCCUUGCUCUUUGUAAAUUCCUUUUCAUUGUCCAUUCCCUAAACCCUAAAGAGAACGAAUUUUGCUGGGAAUAUAAAGCGGCAACUACCUCCUCCGGAGCUCCAGUAGUCCUUCUGGAGUGUCUUUGGAUUAGGAACAAUUUCUCUGGCCUAUUUUGGAUAAAGCCAAAGUAAGCUGCUGUUUGAAAGACCUUUCCGAAGGAUCGCUGCCGUAGUGGCUCCCAGGAUAGGUCGGGUAGGUCAGCCUCCAGCCACUCCCAGCACCCAAUUUGGGUGGGCUCCCUUUCUGCUCAGACUGCGCGCGACCUCUCUCUUUCCAAGCAAACAGACUCCAGUCCAGCCUAGGUCAGGACAAGAGAAGGAAAGGGGCCAGAGCUGGGGGGAGCCAAGCGAGAGGCCCGUUUUGGGGGAGAGUCGGUCUGUAGGUCUGUCCACACGCAUCUGGAGCUGCUGGAAUUUCCACUCCCUUCCAAGGAUUGCAGCUGAAUUGUUCCCACUGCCUCUCGAGUCACGUGAAACGAAGAUUAAAUCUCCUGUUGUCAGCAUGCUCUAGCCACCCCUCAGUUUUUCAGCCGGAUUCAGUGUUCCCGGGCUGCAGAGAAGGAUUAGCCCUUCGAACCAAAUCGAGGCAAUGAGCCCAGGAGCACCUUUCAACAGGCUCAGUUAGCUGCAAGCACCUUGGGCCACUGUCCAGUUUGCUGCAUUUUCCUUAAUUCCCCAGAUUCUAGACAGCCUGCCUCAGUGGCGGAAGGUGUCCACUUCGGUCUGGCUGCAGCAGCACGGAAUUUCUUAAGAUGUCUGGCACCGUGGAAGAAUUGGAAGCGGGUAACGAGGCCCCCCUACCCGAGGAGGGUAGCUCAGCCAAGAUUAGCCCGCAGCUAGAGCUGCCCACAGAAGAGGACCUCUUGCUGGCUGCUGCCUAUGUAUAUGAUGCCCAAUAUAAUAGAAACAUUCCAUUUGAAACCUCACCUCAAGCUAUCAGAUUUUACUAUCUUUACAGCCACUGGUCUAUGCAAAUUGCCACCUACUUCUUUAUUUUUCUAGAUCUUUCUCUUGCCCUGUUUGAGGAGCCUGCUGUAUAUCCACUCCCUUUUCUGGCUACCUCUCUUGUUGAAGUUCUUUGCCUUUGUACAUUCUUUGGGCGGCUUGUACAGUUUGCAAAAGUCACUUCACGGACAGUUUUCUGGAAGGAUACAAAAAAUAUUUGUAUCUUGCUAACUAUACUGUUGACCUUACUAGAUCUAAUUAUUUAUGGAACUCUUAGAGUCUUUAACAUCCAUAGUGUUCGAUGGUCAAGGUUCCUGAGGCCUCUCUUCUUAAUCAACUUUCCUGAAAGUCGUCAGAUUCGAAGAGCCUUCCGAAGUAUCCGGAACACUUUGCCAGAGGUUCUCUAUGUAUUUCUCUUGCUCAUAUUCAAUGUGUUGAUGUUCUCCCUUAUGGCCUUGAAAUUAUUUGGUGAUAGGAAUCUUAAAACAGUGGAAGGAUCAUCCUAUUUUACAAAUAUCCUGGAUAUAAUGUUUGACCUCUAUGUGCUGGUAACCACUGCUAACAGCCCUGAUGUCAUGAUGCCUGCUUAUAACUUAGAUUGGCGGUAUUCUCUCUUCUUCAUAACUUACAUUGUGAUCAAUACCUACAUCUUCAUGUCUGUUUUUUUAGCUGUUGUGUACAACAACUACAGAAAGCAUUUAAAGAAUGAGAUUCGCAAACUGGCUUACAUGAAACGUCACAAAAUGAUAAAGGCUUUCAACAUUCUGAAGACUCAGGAGGGCCCAGAAUUUGUGGUUAAGGAAGCCCAUUGGAAGCAGUUAGUAAAAAUGGUGGCACCUGACAUCAGCAAUUCCCACCGGGAGCUCCUUUUGAGGAUAUCUGAUGAGGAGCAGAAGGGAUAUGUGGACAAAAAAUGUUUUUUAAGAUUAGCUGAUCUAUUGAACAUUCAAGUGAUUACUAUGAAAUUUAAAAGACAUCCCCUGGAAAUUUGGAUGCCCCACGUAUAUAAAUCUUCAGGAAGUCUUUUUAUACAAAAGAUAGUUCAACACAGAGUGUUUGUAUGGAUUUAUGAUGUAAUUAUCCUAAUAAAUGCUGUAUUCAUUGCUUUGGAUGAGAAAAAUCCAUUCAUUUCCUAUGCGGAGUGGGUUUUCCUUACUCUAUAUAUUAUUGAAAUACUGUUGAAGUUGUAUACCUAUGAACCCAAGACAUUUUUUGCAAGGAAUCAGUUCUGGAACUGGUUUGAUACUUUAAUCAUCAUUGCAGCCUUGAUGGCCACAAUAGCCAAUACUGCAAUUAAGUCAGCCAUUGAAUACAAUAGUCAACAGAUCCUGGAUAUUAUCUUCAUAUUGAGACUCCUCCGGCUCAUAAGGAUUGUUGACAGCAUUCAGAGAUUCCGGGUCAUAUUGACAACCUUAAUUAAUAUUAUCCCCACGAUGCUGACAUUUGGAGGACUUGUUUUGGUGGUGUACUACAUGUUUGCUAUCAUUGGGAUGGAAUUAUUCAAAGACAAAGUCCAGUUCUUCUCUGAGAGUUCUACAGAUUCUCAUGCUCUUGACUGUGGGAACCCAGCCUUGAAAGAUUCAACAUUUGCCCGGAGCAGAUACUGUAAGAAUAAUUUCAAUGACCUCGCCUCUUCAUUCAUCGUACUGAUGGAACUCACCGUGGUAAAUCAGUGGCAUGUUAUUGCUGGUGGUUUUGCCCUUGUAACUCAUGAGGCUACAAAACUAUUUUUCAUUGCUUUUCACAUUGUGGUCGUCAUCCUCAUUGUUAAUAUUUUUGUAGCAUUCAUUUUGGAGGCCUUCUUUGUGGAAUAUUCACUAGAAAAAAGUGAAAUAGAAACUACUAUUGAGAAGAAAAUUCAAGAGCUGGGUAUGGGAAUUCAAGAGGAAGAUGUCCCUGAUGGACAACUAAUAAAUAACAUGGAAACAAAUGAAAAUGAUCUUAGUGGUGGAGAAGAAAUGCAAAAGCAAAGCUCAAAAGGAUUGUUCUUCCGAAUUGCUUCAAAAAGGUACAGGACAGUAGAUGCAUUAUUACAACGGAUGUUUGAAUCUGAAAUCUCUCCAGAAGACGAAGGACCUUCUUUGGAUGAAAUAUUGAACCUUUCACCCAGUGAUAUGUAUCCAAAGAAUCCAACCUUUGAAAAUUCUGCAUAAUCCCAGCUUGCAAAGGGAACAGAACUGGAAAUAUGAUGAGUGGUAUCAUUUUUUGGCACAUCUUAUCUGGGUGAUAUUUUUUGUCUUGGGAUCAGAAUAAAUUUUUAGCUCAGAACUCACCAAAGAUUCUUUUCUUUGUAUUUUGCCUAAAAUCGAAAGGAAAUUUUGAAAACAAAUAGGGAAUAUUUUAUGCAGGGAUUAUUAAUAGCACUUACUGUGCAUGCGUGUGUACAUAUGGAAUUUUAUUUCAGUGCAUAUAUAAAAUCUUAGUCGUUUAUUUUUACACAAUAUUUUGCUAUCCUAUUAAAUAGAUGUUGUCAUGUUCCAAGAAUUUAAAAUAAUUAAAUAAUUAAUGGAAUAUUUUCUAGUACAGUAGCUUCUACAGAGAGUGUUGCUUUUUACUUGAUGGGAAAUAUGAAUGUGGGAAUAAAAUUAAGUAGAGAUUA